AUGGAGGAGCUGUGCAGUGGGAGUGGUCUGGAUCCCUUCUGGGACUGGAACCUGACCUGGUACACCUCCAAACCAGACCUGACCCAGUGCUUUCAGCACACGGCUCUGGUGUGGUUCCCCUGUGUUUACCUGUGGACCUGUUCUCCUCUUUACCUGCUCUACCUGCUGCUCCGCCCCCACCGGGGCGUCAUCCCGCUGUCCAAACUCUGCUGCAGCAAGACGCUCCUCGGUUUCAGUCUGGCCUCCUUUGGUCUCCUGGAGAUGUUUUACGUUGUGGUGAAGAUGAACGAUGAGAUCCAGAACCACCUGAUCCUGCUGGGUCCACUGAUUCGGAGCCUCACUCUGGUUCUGGCUGUUGUCAUAAUCCAGGUCGAGAGGAUGAAGGGCUGUCGUUCCUCCGUCAUCCUCUUCCUCUUCUGGACACUUCUGGUUCUUUGCUCCAUCGUUCCUCUGAAGGUCAACAUCGAGCAGAUUAUUGAUCAGGAGUUUUCAUCAGAUGCUUUUCGUUUCAACGCGUUCUUCAUCUGUUUUUCCAUCCAACUCAUCGAACUCGUUCUCUGCUGCUUCUCAGAUCGACGGACACUUCAGGACGAACACACACGCGUCCAGAACCAAUGUCCAGAGGAGGACGCAUCGUUUGUUUCAAAGUUUUUCUUCUUCUGGAUCAGCAGUUUGCUGCUCCAGGGUUACAAGCGCCCCCUGCAGGCUGAAGAUCUGUGGCCACUGCGAGAACAGGACUCAUCCUUGAGGAUCAUGACAGACCUGGAGAAGUUCUGGACUCAGAACAGGAAACAGCCGCAAGAGGAACCAGAAGCUUCGGGUCCAUUCUGGUCCCGGUUGGUUGGUUCUGCUGGACCAACAGAAAAAACUCCCCUGUUUGAGGAGAAGAGGAAAGGGCGGAGCUACAGCUUCUUCCUUAUACAUGCUUUGGGGCGGAGCUUUGGGCCUUACUUCCUGUGCGGUACACUAUGUCUCCUCCUCCACGACGCCUUCAUGUUCGCCGUGCCGCAGGUGCUCAGUUGUCUGCUGGUCUUCAUGCGGGACAGAGAGGCGGAGACGUGGAAAGGUUUCCUGUUUGCCUCUCUGCUCUUCCUGUUGUCGUGUCUUCAGUCCGUCCUCAACCAUCAGUACAUGAUUCACUGCUUCAGCGUCGGAAUGAGACUGAAGACCAGCGUGAUCGCACUCGUCUACAAGAAGAGUCUGGUGCUGAGCAGCGCUGCGAGGAGACAAGUCACUUUGGGAGAAAUUAUUAAUCUGGUUUCCGCCGACGCUCAGAAGCUGAUGGACGUCGUGGUUUAUUUCAACAGCGUCUGGAUCGCUCCCAUCGAGAUCGCACUGUGCUUCUACUUCCUGUGGCAGCUGCUCGGCCCUCCGGCUGUCGCUGGGAUCACGGCCGUCUUCCUGAUUUUUCCUCUGAACGGCGUUUUGGCUAAAAUGAGAAGCAAACUUCAGGAGGUGCAGAUGAACUUCAUGGACGGUCGGAUCAAACUGAUGAGUGAGAUCCUGAGCGGCAUCAAGAUCCUCAAGUUCUACUCGUGGGAGGAAGCGUUCCUGCGGCGAGUCGGCGUCCUGAGAGACGGGGAACUCAACGCCCUGAAGAAGUCUCAGAUCCUCUACUCCGUGUCCCUGGCUUCGUUCAACUCCUCCUCCUUCCUGAUCGCUCUCUCUGUUUUCGGCGUCUACAUUUUGUACGAUGAGCAAAACGUUCUUGAUGCUCAGAAGAUCUUUGUUUCUGUGGCCCUCAUCAACAUCCUGAAAAGUCCUCUGAGUCAACUUCCCUUCGCCAUGAACACGACCAUGCAGGCCAUCAUCUCACUGCGACGUCUGACCGACUUCCUGUGUCUGGAGGAACUUCGACCUGACGACGUGGAGAGACUUCAUCACAGCUCAGACGGUGACGCUGUCGUGAUCGAGGGCGGCUUCUUCUCCUGGUCCCCUGAGGAUUCCCCGUGCCUGCAGAGGAUCGACCUGAAGGUGAAGACGGGUUCGCUCGUCGCUGUGGUCGGUCACGUCGGCUCGGGGAAGUCCUCUCUUCUGUCGGCCAUGUUGGGGGAGAUGGAGAGGAGGCGGGGCUUCGUCUACAUCCAGGGUUCUGUGGGUUAUGUUCCUCAGCAGUCUUGGGUCCAGAAUGCGUCAGUGAAGGAGAACAUUUUGUUUGGAGGCGAGAGGAAGGAGAGCUGGUAUCACCGGGUGCUGGACGCCUGCGCCCUGCUGCCGGACCUCGACCUGCUUCCUGCCGGAGACGCCACCGAGAUCGGAGAGAAGGGUUUGAACCUGUCUGGAGGGCAGAAGCAGAGGGUGAGUCUGGCUCGAGCCGUCUACAGGAGGUCAGAUGUUUACCUGCUGGACGACCCGCUGUCGGCCGUGGAUGCUCACGUGGGACAACACAUCUUUGAUCGGGUAAUUGGCCCCACAGGGAUUCUUAAAGACAAGACUCGGGUUCUGGUGACUCACGGCCUCAGCUUCCUGUCCAAAGCCGACCUGGUCCUGGUGAUGGACGAGGGUCGGAUCUCUGAGUCGGGAUCCUACGCCGAGCUGAUGGACCGAAAAGGAACCUUCGCCAAAUUAAUCCAAACCUUCAGUGGAAAGCACAGCCGAGGAAAACCCACACUCCACGAGAAGAGCAGCAGGAAGGCAGUGUCUCGUCUCAGUCUCUUAGAUUUUUCCGUCGAUCUUUCUCAGGAGCAGCUGAUCAGCUGUGAUAUGAGCAGUGCCAGUCUCCAUGUGCCAGGUGAUGUUGAUCAGGAGCUGGAUGUCGAAGAAGCUGGAAAACUAACGAAGGCUGAUAAAGUUCACACCGGGAGAGUGAAGCUGCAGAUGUACAGAGAGUACUUCAAGACCAUCGGCUUGACCUUCAUCAUGACCAUCAUCUUCCUCUGCGCCUUCCAACAGGCCGCGUCGCUGGCCUACAACUAUUGGCUGAGCCUCUGGGCCGACGAGGCGCCCGUCAACGGAACCCGGAGCGACCACGAGCUGAAGCUCAGCGUGUUCGCAGCACUCGGCUUCACUCAGGCGAUGGCCAUGUUUGGGACGACGCUGGCCAUCUCUCUGGGCGGGAUCGUAGCGUCACGCCACCUUCACGCCGACCUGCUCCACAGCGUGCUGCACUCGCCCAUGUCCUUCUUCGAGGUGACGCCCAGCGGAAACCUCCUGAACCGCUUCUCCAAAGAGAUCGACGCCAUCGACUGCAUGAUUCCUGACGGGCUGAAGAUGAUGCUGGGCUACCUGUUCAAGCUGCUGGAGAUCUGCAUCAUCGUGUUGUUGGCCACGCCCUUCGCAGGCCUGGUGCUCCUCCCCCUCGCCUUCUUCUACGUCUUCAUCCAGAGUUUCUACGUGGCGUCUUCGUGUCAGCUGCGGCGCCUGGAGGCGGUGAGCCGCUCGCCGGUCUACAGCCACUUCAACGAGACGGUGCAGGGCGCCGCCGUCAUCCGAGCGUUUGGCGAGCAGCAGCGGUUCGUCCGUCAGGCCCAUCGACGCAUCGACAGAAACCAGGAAGCUUACUUUCCUCGAUUCGUCGCCACCAGGUGGCUGGCGGUGAACCUGGAGUUUUUGGGGAACGUGCUGGUUUUGGCGGCGGCCAUCUUGUGUGUUCAAGGUCGAGAUAAUCUGAGUCCGGGAAUCGUGGGUUUGGCUGUGACACAAUCUCUCCAGGUGACGGGAAUCCUGAGCUGGAUCGUUCGGUCGUGGACGGACGUGGAAAACAACAUCGUGUCUGUGGAGCGAGUGAAAGAAUACGACCACACAGCCAAAGAGGCGGCCUGGACCCUGGAGGACAGUCUGCUGCCGGCGGCCUGGCCGACCACCGGAACCAUCCAGUUUGAGGAUUAUGGACUUAAAUACCGGAAAGAUCUGGACUGGGCCUUGAAGGACAUUUCCAUCAGCAUCCAGAACAGAGAGAAGGUCGGGAUCGUUGGGAGAACCGGAGCCGGGAAGUCGUCUCUGGCUCUGGGAAUCUUCAGGAUCCUGGAGGCGGCGAGCGGACGAAUCCUCAUCGAUGGAAUCAACGUGGCUCAGAUCGGCCUCCAUGACCUCAGAUCCAGAAUCACCAUCAUCCCUCAGGACCCCGUGUUGUUCUCUGGGUCCCUGAGGAUGAACCUGGACCCGUUUGACACCUGUUCAGAAGAAGAACUGUGGAAAGCUCUGGAACUCGCUCAUCUCAGCAGCUUCGUGUCCGAACUGCCUCAAAAGCUGGAGCAUCAGUGUAGUGAAGGAGGAGAGAACAUGAGCCUCGGCCAGCGGCAGCUCCUGUGUUUGGCCCGAGCUCUGCUCAGGAAAACCAGGAUCCUGGUUCUGGAUGAAGCGACGGCUGCUGUGGACCUCAGGACGGAUCAGCUGAUCCAGUCCACCAUUCGGAGUGAGUUUGAUGACUGCACGGUUCUGACCAUCGCCCACCGCCUCAACACCAUCAUGGACUACACAAGGGUCAUUGUGAUGGACAGAGGUUCCAUCGCAGAGAUGGACUCUCCUGCUCAGCUCCUGCACCUUCAGGGUAUUUUCUAUAAGAUGUGUGUGGAGGCCGGUUUGGUUUGAGAUGAACCUCUGGAGAAGAACUUCUGAGACAAACUGUUUCCUGACCUCACGUCCUCUUCCUGUGAGGGAGGAAGAGCACCAGUCGAGUACUGUCCCUGCUGCUCUGUGUCUGUUUACACAAAGAAAACUCAAGACAAGCUGGAUUCAUGUUAGGGUUGGGGGGGGGGGGUUGAUAUUUAUCAGUUUAUGUUUUUAUGUAUGUGCUUUUCCAUAUUAUUUAUUAAUUAACUAAUAAUUAAUCGUUUUUGAAAGUUUCAAAUAAACUUUAAUAGAAAUUGAAUCAAAUAAAAUGUUUUAAAUUAAAUAAAAUGAAACAUAAAACAGAUAAAAGUUAAAUGAAUAAGUCUUCAAAGCCUGAACUGAUUCCAGGUCUGUGUUUCUUCCUGUUUGUGUGCUGACGUGUUGAGGAAUGAAGAACAUGACGAUGCAGGGAACACCACUCAAAGCUCAGGAGACGUGGAAAUGUUGGAUAAAUCGAUUUAGUGUCAUUGACUUUGCAGUUAAUCCGUUUAAAUCUCCUGCUGCUCCUCCUCCGCUCAGACUCCUCCGCUCCUCAGUCUCCAGCUGCAGCUCCUUCUACCUCCUCCAAUCCCUCUAACCCCUGCAGGAGAUUCACACACAGAAAUUCAGGAGCAUAAAGAUGUCGAGAUCUUUUCUUCAUCAGCUCGGGACGGAAACAGCAGGAGACGUUUCAGGAGCUCUGUGUCCAAUCGGAACAGAAGAAUUACACCAUUUGUUAGCCUGUGGAUAAAAAUAACAAAGGAGAGAUUAACGUCUGAUUAGUUUGGGAUUAAAAGAAGAAUAAAUCCCUCUGCUGCUCAACAAGGACCGGAUAUCAUCCACUUGUUCUCCUCUUCAGUUACGCAGCUUGAGGUUUGUUUGAGCCAGAGAUUAAACCUGAAUGAAGCUGGUUCACUCCAAUAAUCACAACAUCUUUCCUAAGAGAAACAGUUCAGAGGAAUGUUUGCUGCUGAACUUCAUUAAAGACAAGUUGAGCUCUUUGUCGCUGGUCACAUGUUCAUGAGUAGUUCGCAGCGUUUGGUUUUCUACAUUCAAAGUUUUAACAUCACUGGUUCCAUGAAAGUUUAUUUAGAUAACAACAAGAUGUUGCUGUUUCAAAAUAAUUUCAAGUGUAAAGAACAUUUAUUUUAUUUUAUACUUUGUGUUUUCUUGUACUGAAUUUGCCAGGAUGAAAAUAUCUUUAUCUUAACUUUCAUGUACUGACACAAUGUUUUCAUGUGGUUACAACAUACAGUUCAUCAUGUUACAAUGUGAAAUGUUUCACUUAAUAACAAUACAGGAAUUUAUCCCACGUUAUAACGAUAUCAUUUAAGAUUAAAGCGUAAACAUUUCACAUUAAAACCUGAUAAAUCACUUUAUUGUAAUAACAUAAAAACAAACGUUUUGUUUUGAAGCAGAAAUGUGUUGAGAGGAUGAACGUGUCUCAUUUAUAUGAUCUGGUUAAAUUCGAGUUCGUGCUCACAGUGAGAUGUAUGAUCGGGACCUGUUCUUUAACAAGCUGGUUUUAGAUCCAACCAACUGUCUUCUUCUCUUCCAUCACCAUUUUCAUCACGUUGUGUUUUCGAAGAUUUGUGAUAUAAAAUAUUUU
Messenger RNA from Platichthys flesus (European flounder), 6139 nucleotides. RefSeq names its product multidrug resistance-associated protein 1-like. Gene Ontology annotation, molecular function: ATP hydrolysis activity; ABC-type transporter activity; ATP binding. Gene Ontology annotation, cellular component: membrane. The transcript has 30 exons. Lineage: Eukaryota; Metazoa; Chordata; Actinopteri; Pleuronectiformes; Pleuronectidae. Bases 1 to 4530 code for a protein of 1509 amino acids. Gene Ontology annotation, biological process: transmembrane transport. The record is from RefSeq and is a predicted model, not a curated record.